Messenger RNA from Ochotona princeps (American pika), 2996 nucleotides. It is a transcript of the gene FCHO1, whose product is annotated as FCH and mu domain containing endocytic adaptor 1. The transcript is spliced from 26 exons. NCBI's taxonomy places the organism in Eukaryota, Metazoa, Chordata, Mammalia, Lagomorpha, Ochotonidae. Bases 156 to 2858 code for a protein of 900 amino acids. The record is from RefSeq and is a predicted model, not a curated record. Gene Ontology annotation, cellular component: cytoplasm; plasma membrane; clathrin-coated pit. Gene Ontology annotation, biological process: clathrin coat assembly; clathrin-dependent endocytosis.
CCUUGGGGUUUUUUUUUUUUUUUUCAGUUCCUCCUCCCUCUGCCUCCUUCAUAGCUGGAAUUUCCCCUCUGGCCAGGACCCCGCUGCUCACGCUCACCUCUUCCCUCUGACAGGGACCACAGCAGUGGGAAAGGGUCUCCAGGGAGACCAGAAGGAUGUCCUAUUUCAGCGAGCAUUUUUGGGGUGAGAAGAACCACGGCUUUGAGGUCCUCUACCACAGCGUGAAGCAGGGGCCCGUUUCCACCAAGGAGCUGGCUGACUUCAUCCGGGAGAGGGCCACCAUCGAGGAGACCUAUUCCAAGGCAAUGGCGAAGCUUUCCAAGCUGGCCAGCAACGGGACGCCGGUGGGGACCUUCGCGCCGCUCUGGGAGGUGUUCCGCGUGUCCUCGGACAAGCUGGCACUGUGUCACCUGGAGCUGACGCGGAAACUCCAGGACCUCACCAAGGACGUGUUACACUAUGGCGAGGAGCAGCUCAAAAGCCACAAGAAGUGCAAAGAGGAAGUGGUGGGUACCUUGGAUGCAGUGCAGGUGCUGGCGGGCGUCAGCCAGCUGCUCCCCAAAUCGCGCGAGAACUACCUCAGCAAGUGCAUGGACCAGGAGCGGCUGCGCAGGGAGAGCGGCAACCAGAAGGAAGUGGAUAAGGCAGAAAUCAAAACCAAGAAGGCGGCCGAGUGCCUGCGACGCUCCGUGGACAAGUACAACUCGGCCCGGGCCGACUUCGAGCAAAAGAUGUUGGACUCGGUGCUGCGCUUCCAGGCCAUGGAGGAGACUCACUUGCGCCACAUGAAGGCGCUGCUGGGCUCCUACGUGCACUCGGUGGAGGACACGCACGUGCAGAUUGGGCAGGUGCAUGAGGAGUUCAAACAGAACAUCGAGAACGUGAGCGUGGACAUGUUGCUCAGGAAGUUUGCCGAGAGCAAGGGCACGGGCCGGGAGAAGCCGGGAGCGGUGGACUUCGAGGCGUACAGCGCGGCCGCCCUGAAUGAAGCGAUGAAACGUCUACGGGGCGCCAAGGCCUUCCGCCUUCCGGGACUCGGCCGGAGGGAGCGCGAGCCGGAGCCGGAGCUGCGGGCAGCUGUGGAUUCACUGGAGCCCAACUCAGGGACCUGCCCCGAAGUGGAUGAGGAGGGAUUCACGGUGCGGCCGGACCUAUCACAGAGCAGCACGGCGGAGCCCUCGCGCUUCUCGUCCAGCGACUCGGAUUUCGACGACGAGGAGCCGCGCAAGUUCUACGUGCACAUCAAGCCCGCGGCCCGCACGCCCGCCUGCAGCCUGGAGGCCGCGGCCGCCCAGCUGAGGGCCACGGCGGGGACGCUGGUGCUGCCGCCCGGCGCGGGGGGCACCAUGAAGCGUCAUUUCUCACGUGAGGCAGCUGCGAAGCCGCAGAGGCCACGCUCGGCCCCCAGGACCAGCAGUGCCAGCUGCGCGGAGAAGGUGCAGGCCGACGAGCAGGCGCCCAAGAGCCUCUUCGGGCCUCCGCUGGAGUCGGCCUUCGAUCACGAGGACUUUACUGCCUCCAGCAGCCUCGGCUUCACCUCCAGCCCCUCCCCUUUCUCCUCUUCCUCCCCGGAGAACGUGGAGGACUCAGGCCUGGACUCGCCAUCACACGCGGCCCCUGGACCCUCCCCAGAGCCCUGGGUGCCUCGCCCGGGCACCCCACAGAGCCCGCCUGGAUGCAGGGUGCCACCCCCAGAAUCAAGGGGCUCGUUGGCCCCACCACCACCGCCGCAGCCCCCUGACUCCCCACAGCACCUUUUGCCUUCUCCAGGCCCCUGGGGGCUGGAGGCCGGGUCUGGGGACCCCACGCCACCGGCACCUUCUGUGCCUGCCAACCCCCCAGCCAGGGACAGUGGCCUGGAAGCCCCUACCAGGAGACCCCGCUCCAGGAAGGUGUCAUGCCCCCUCACACACAGCAACGGAGACCUGUCGCGGUCUCUGAGCCCAUCUCCCUUGGGCUCCUCCACCCCCAGCACCUGCCUGGAGCGGACGGGCUUCUCCCAGCAAGGGGCUCACGGGGUCUCCCGGGGCCCGAGCCCCGUGGUACUGGGUUCCCAGGACACUCUGCCCGUGGCCACAGCCUUCACGGAGUACGUCCACGCCUGCUUCCGAGGCCCCAGCCCCAGCUGCCUGGCUCGCGUCACAGGGGAGCUGACCAUGACUUUCCCCGCGGGCAUCGUGCGUGUGUUUGGGGGGACCCCACCCCCACCCGUCCUCAGCUUCCGGCUGAUCCACACGACCCCCAUUGAGUACUUCCAGCCCAACACGGACCUGCUUUACAGCGACCCCUCCCAGAGCGACCCUGAGACCAAAGACUUCUGGCUCAACAUGACUGCUCUGACCGAGGCCCUGCAGCGUCAGGCAGAGCUGAACCCCAACGCCUCCUACUACAACCUGGUGCUGCUGCGGUACCAGUUCUCCCGCCCAGGCCCCCAAUCUUUGCCACUCCACCUGAACGCCCAGUGGCAAUGCGGCCCAACGCACACCCAGGUUUCCGUGGACUACGGCUACCGGCCCGGUGCCACGGCCGUGCCCACGCCCCUCACCAACGUCCAGAUCCUACUGCCCGUAAGCGAGCCAGUGACCAACAUCUGCCUGCAGCCGGCCGCCACCUGGAACCUGGAAGAGAAGAGGCUUGUGUGGAAGCUUCCAGAUGUGUCCGAGGCCGGGGGCUCCGGCCGCCUCUCGGCCAGCUGGGAGCCGCUGUCCGGGCCCAGCACGCCCAGCCCCGUGGCAGCCCAGUUCACCAGCGAGGGGACCACCUUGUCAGGCGUGGACGUGCAGCUGGUGGGUAGCAGUUACCGCAUGUCGCUGGUCAAGAGGAGGUUUGCCACAGGGAUGUACCUGGUGAGCUCCUGAGGCCACGCCCCCACACUGUGGCCUGGUGCUCCCUGCCCACCCCGCUUCCCGCCCCUUGCCCACCUACCCCAGCUCCUCCCACAUCCCUCCUGGCCCGGCUGCACACGCGAGCCGGCCUUGGACUGUUGUUUGAAUAAA